Messenger RNA from Pseudoliparis swirei, 947 nucleotides. RefSeq lists its product as uncharacterized. The transcript has 2 exons. The record is from RefSeq and is a predicted model, not a curated record. NCBI's taxonomy places the organism in Eukaryota, Metazoa, Chordata, Actinopteri, Perciformes, Liparidae. The coding region runs from base 105 to 536 and encodes 143 amino acids.
UGUACUGUGGGGAAGUGAGCAUGUCUUCAUAAAUAAAUGUAAUGGUGUUCAUAAGCAACACACUUUACAAGGAGAUACGAUUACAUUAAAGGGAAGUGGAGUGAAUGAUGCUACAAAUGAUCUUUCUCUGUUUGUUUGCCCAGAUCAUGAAGAACAUUUUCCACCAGUCCUUCAACGUUUAUAAGACGGACAUAGAGCCUCGACUCAACGACGUGACGCUCCACCACAUGCAGUGCAGCCGCCGCCUCUUUGAGAUUCAGUUAUCACACAGACGCAUCAGCGCUGCCUUCAUAGAGGGGGACAACGUGGCCGUCACUGUGGAGGGGGAGGCGGCCCGCGUCCUCAACUUCGACACAGGUUGUGGAGUAAAUCUAGGUAUGCGAGGUUUGGAGUCAAUGGCGACGUUCAUUUACCGGACAGCCACCGCGGUGGACCAACAUGAUAUUCUAGAGGCGCUGUCUGCUAAGAUGCAGCACUCCAGACAGGUGGCCGAGACCUUCAAGCAGACAGGCCUGGCUCAAUCAAUGUAUGAAUGAAACACGAGGACGACCAGGUGAAUGCAUAACGGGACCUAGUGGGAAGUGGUUGUGCAUUAGUUGUGUUUACACUGAAUGUUUACAAUGAAUCAUGAGUCUGAUGCUGAAAUGGACCACCAAUGGUUACAUACUCCAUGGAGAAGAACGAGCAGGAGCUGUGAACAGAUGGAUAAUGUGUGUAAAGAUGUGACGCCUAGUCUUUGUGACAUACAUUGGGUGGAUCUAUUCAUAAAGAAUGGAGUGAGAAACUUCAAGGCCACAUUUGGUUAAAAAACAUUUGACGGUUUUCAGGUUUUCAUGUUGCAAAGCUUGUUAAUACAAACUUUAGCGGCAAGAGAUGUAAUAUGUUGAACUAUUGCAAUGAAACAAUAUACACUACAUUGAUUAUUAAUGCACUGCACGAGAUUUGAA